UUGGUUAAGUGAAACAAAGAGAGAAUGAACAGAGAAGAGACUGCUAGAAGUGGGCAUUUCCCGGCCGAUAGGAGAUGGAUUUUCCCUCUCGUUAUCGCCGGCCUCGUCGCCGGAGCUAUACUAACCUCUAGUUUCCUAAAAGAAGCCGACUACUCUCUGCUGUGCUCCGUCGCCAACAUCAGACCAUCCUCUCAAGCAGCCGUAGCUGAAAACUCCGCCACGCCGGUCCAGCUCGAAGCCAUCGUCCACUACGCCACGUCGCGAAUCGUGCCGCAGCAAAACUUCGGGGAGAUCUCCGUUACGUUGGACGUCCUCAAGAAGCGUUCUCCGUGUAAUUUCCUCGUCUUCGGACUCGGGUACGAUUCCUUGAUGUGGACUUCACUCAACCCGAACGGCAACACCGUUUUCCUCGAAGAGGAUCCGAAAUGGGUCCAGACGGUGCUCCGAGACGCGCCGAACCUGCACGCGCAUCCCGUCAAGUACCGUACACAGCUCAUGGAAGCCGACCGUUUGCUCUCCCAUUACCGCUCGGAGCCGAGCUGUUUCCCUUCGAAAGCUUACUUGCGCGGCAACGAGAAAUGCAAGCUUGCCUUGACGGGGUUCCCCGAUGAGUUCUACGACACGGAGUGGGAUUUAAUAAUGAUCGAUGCGCCGCGUGGCUAUUUCCCGGAGGCGCCCGGUAGAAUGGCGGCGAUUUUCUCGGCGGCCGUCAUGGCGAGGAACCGGAAAGGUCCCGGUGUCACGCACGUGUUCUUGCACGACGUUGAUCGGAAGAUAGAGAAGACUUUCGCCGAGGAGUUUUUGUGUAGAAAAUUCUUGGUCAAGACCGUCGGUAGACUUUGGCAUUUUGAGAUUCCGUCCGCCGCUGACAUGAGCAGCCACGACGGCGCUCAGUUUUGCUAGAGGCACUCCUUUUCAGCCAUGGUUCACU
This is a messenger RNA of Hibiscus syriacus, 931 nucleotides long. Its product is annotated as probable methyltransferase At1g27930. The coding region runs from base 25 to 903 and encodes 292 amino acids. NCBI's taxonomy places the organism in Eukaryota, Viridiplantae, Streptophyta, Magnoliopsida, Malvales, Malvaceae. Gene Ontology annotation, biological process: xylan biosynthetic process. The record is from RefSeq and is a predicted model, not a curated record. The transcript has a single exon.